Molecule: messenger RNA, 3502 nt
Organism: Zophobas morio
Lineage: Eukaryota; Metazoa; Arthropoda; Insecta; Coleoptera; Tenebrionidae
Gene: twin
Product: twin
Exons: 9
Coding region: 124-1779 (551 amino acids)
Biological process (GO): nuclear-transcribed mRNA poly(A) tail shortening
Cellular component (GO): cytoplasm; CCR4-NOT complex; nucleus
Molecular function (GO): poly(A)-specific ribonuclease activity; protein binding
Source: RefSeq, a predicted model, not a curated record
GUUGCAUACCCUGAAAUCUGGCUUUUUAUGGAGAAGUUGUGUAUAAAGUGAAUAUCUCAAAAAAGUUAUUUGUACAUAUCUCCGCUAUUUAUAAUUAAUUAAGGAGUAGAUGAAGGAUAUAUUAUGCCACGCAAUUCUAAGGACAGCAAGUAUGAGAACAAUGGUUCUAAUAGAAGAACACACACCUACAUGUCUGCUGAAGAUCAAGCGGCUGGUAAAAAGUCAUUUUGGACAGAAUUGGAGAUAACAGGGACUAUACGGAAUUUAAGUUCUAACCUAUUUCAAAUGACUCAUCUUACAGCGUUAUAUUUAAAAAACAACUCCCUGCAACGACUGCCGCCUGAUAUUUGCCAGCUCGUCAACCUAAGGAACUUAGAUUUGUCGUCUAACAAGCUGCGCUCGUUGCCGGCCGAGCUGGGCGAACUUAUACAACUCAGGGAACUGCAAUUGAGUCAUAACCAAUUAAGGAUUCUGCCAUAUGAACUGGGAAAGCUGUUUAAUCUCAUGGUUCUCGGUUUAAUAGGAAAUCCACUCAGUAAAGACAUCAUGAACAUUUACGCCGAGCCCAAUGGGACGCAGAAAUUGCUGACUUUCAUGCUAGACAACCUACAAGUUACGACUCCUACACCACCUCCUCGGCCUUGGAUCCCUUUAGCUAGGCCAACAUCUAACCGACCGACAUGUAUUUUCACUGUGAUGUGUUAUAAUGUUUUAUGUGAUAAGUACGCAACACGACAAAUGUACAGUUAUUGUCCAAGUUGGGCUCUAAAUUGGGACUAUAGGAAAAAGGGUAUCCUAGAAGAAAUAAGACAUUACAGCGCCGACAUAAUAAAUUUACAAGAAGUCGAAAUGGAACAAUUUUACAACUAUUUUUUACCUGAACUUAAACAAGACGGUUACGCUGGAAUCUAUUCACCAAAAUCCAGAGCGAAACAUAUGGCAGAGAGCGAAAGAAAGUACGUCGAUGGUUGUGCCAUCUUCUACAGAACAUCAAAAUUUACGUUAAUCAAAGAACACUUAGUAGAGUUUAACCAGUUAGCGAUGGCCAACGCAGACGGUUUGGACCACAUGCUUAACAGAGUCAUGCCGAAGGACAACAUAGGGCUCGCUGCGCUCCUACAGACGACAGAAGCAGCUUGGGAAAACACUCCAGCGGAUGCACCAUUCGUCCAACAACCCAUCCUAGUAUGUACAGCACAUAUCCAUUGGGAUCCCGAGUUCUGCGACGUCAAGCUGAUCCAGACGAUGAUGCUAAGCAAUGAGCUCAAAACGAUACUUGAAAAAUCUGCUCAAACACUUAAAGCCUCCGAGAACGUGAACGCAGACGCGAACAGCAUCCAGCUCGUUCUGUGCGGCGAUUUCAACUCGUUGCCGGAUUCGGGCGUCAUCGAAUUCUUGAGCACGGGAAGGGUUUCGCAAGAUCAUAAGGAUUUCAAAGACUUUAGUUAUAAACAAUGCCUGGAGAAGAUCCUGAGCUGUGAUAAACCUAAUGAAUUUACACAUUCCUUCAAGCUCGCUUCUGCCUACAAUGACGAAAUAAUGCCGUUCACAAAUUACACAUUCGACUUCAAGGGCAUUAUUGAUUACAUAUUCUACGCGAAACAGACAAUGACGCCAUUAGGUUUGCUGGGCCCUCUGUCAUCCGAGUGGUUAACGCAAAACAAAGUAAUCGGCUGUCCACAUCCGCACGUUUUCUCCGACCAUUUUCCUUUGCUUGUUGAACUUGAAAUGGUGCCAACCGUGUCCGCACCAAUUAACGGCAUAAUCGGUCACAGGUAGCAACCGGCGGAGUCUAGAAAUUAGCCAUUGUCGCCUUUGCAUUUGUUGUACCUGUUACAUCAUGCAGACAGUACAUCAUCUUCAUUGUAUCUUUCGGAAAUGGUACCUGACGGCAUCGUCCUAAACCACCAAACACCAUCUAAUUUUAAAAACAGUGUUCUUUAGUAUCGGCGCACACUAUAUAAGUUUUUCUGCAUAUGACUGUGCAUUAUAUGCUGUAAUCAUCGUUCUGUAAUAUUAUGUGUAUAAUAUUGAUUGAUUGAAUUUACUGUGAUUUUUUUUACAUCUCUUUGUAUGAUUUUUUAUGCAUGUUUUGCACAAUCAUACCCGGUCUUGGUCGUGUCUCACAGAGUUUUGUAUAAAGGAAAUUGUUGUAUGGUUUUCUUUUUUUCACUUGCUUUAAUUAUUACAUAAGGAACGGAAAAUAUUGAGCAUGUACAGAUUUUAACGCGAUAGGAAGUAUGCAUACUUCAGAGGUUUGAGGUUGGUAACAAGUUUUCUGUAAUAUAAUUUUAUUGUGUUGUAACUGUAAGUAAGAGUUUGUAAUUUAUGUCUAGUACUUCUGAAGUACGUAUUUUAAAAUUUUAUGUACUAUUUAACGAGUAAAUAUUGGUUUGGAAUAUUUAUUGGUGCAUCAAGGAGAGAUCUGUAUUUGCAAAUAUUUUUAGAAGAAUUAUGAUAAAAGUAAUUUAAUUAAUUGUUACAGUGAUAUUUUGUGAUGAUAGGAUCUAUCCUGCUGCCACUUAAUAAAUAUUUUCUUUCGCUUUUAAAACAGAUAGGUAUAAUCAUCGUCAUCCAUUGUGUAAAUAAGUUGUAAUCUCGUCUUUUAAUUGAGCUCGGUUGUGCAUAUUAGUUUUUCUUAGAAGACAUUUGAGUUUUACAUGUAACAUUUUAGUCGUAUUAUACAUACUUGAUUUUUAUCUUUUUAUUUGAUUUUGUACAAAAUGUAAAUUUUCCUUCAUUAUUUUUAUACAGUCAGAGUUCGAGACGUCAUACAAGCUAACUGAAAAUAAUAGUACUAAUGAAUAGUCAUUUUGUACUGCAUCAUGAGAAGUAUAUCCAAUUAAAUAAUUUAAACUUCCAGACGCUUACUUUUCUAGAAAACUUCAAAAAGAAUAUAAUAAAAAUUUUUAUACACAAAACAUAUUUUCGACAGUGUAAAAAAUAAGCAAUAGCUUACCAACGUUUGUAAAAAAAAGUCUUCGGGGUAAAAAUUCAUUCUCUUGGUUCGGUUUUCGUUUUAGCGAUCUAGAACCUCAGAUAAAUUAGCAAUAGGUUAUUGUGCAAUGAAAUCUGUAACCAAACAAACAGGAACAACAUACAGAUUUUGUUGUUGGAAUUUUUUAUCGUAGUUUUAUUUUACGCUUGAUUGUUGUAGUAAUUGUUUAGCAAUGUUCUUUAUAUCAAAAGAGGCCUAAACAUUUUCAGCUUUUCGGUGUUCUAUCUGAAUCCUGUACCGGAACUCAAAAUGAAACAACUUCAUUUCUAUUACAACGACAAAAUUCAUUUCUCCCUGUUUUAGUUUGCGUUAGGUACUUAAUGUCAAAAUUUCAUGUCAUGAUUUACCCAGAUCUCAAAUUUUAUAACUAAUUUUUAAUACAUUUUGGUAGUGCUUAUGGUAAUGGACAAUGGUUUUUAACAUAAUUAAGUUUAAUUAUUCUUAGGUGUUCUUUAACAAAUAUUUAUGUAAAAUAGUAAGAAAAUAAAUACACUUGGACCAUUA